This is a messenger RNA of Saccostrea cuccullata (small rock oyster), 553 nucleotides long. RefSeq lists its product as uncharacterized. The transcript is spliced from 4 exons. The record is from RefSeq and is a predicted model, not a curated record. Bases 85 to 498 code for a protein of 137 amino acids. NCBI's taxonomy places the organism in Eukaryota, Metazoa, Mollusca, Bivalvia, Ostreida, Ostreidae.
GUCACUCUAAGAAGUGCUGUAAGAAUUACCUGCUGUCAAUAUUAUAAAAGUUCCAGGUGCAAAAGAUUUUCGUGAAUUUCAAAAAUGGAAAAACUUUUCGAAUUAACCAUUGGAAUUUUCGGGGUAUUAUGUUGCCUCCGAUUUGGUUCCACAGAUUUUACAGAUGUAGACUGGUGUAAGGACAAUCCAGAUUUAAACUGCUGGCGAUACAUGGACAGCAAAUGUGAAGGAUUUUAUGAGGACUGGGCGAGACAAAACUGUCCCUACCGCUGCGGCUAUUGUCCAACUAAACCCCCUUGUGAGGACACUGAUACUUCCUGUCAUGCGUACCACAUGGAAGCUUGUUCAGAUGAAAAUACCCGGGCUUACAUGAGAGAACAUUGCAGAAAGAGGUGCCACCUAUGUCAUUACCCCGGGGAUGAUAGCCCGCCAAACACACCCCCACCUGGAACUCCUGUCCCAACAGACACCAUGGUGAAACCAGCUGUUGGAAAAUGAUGUUAUUUCAGUAUGACAAGCUAGUAAAUUAAUAAAGAAAUGAUUUGAUAUGAAA